Messenger RNA from Melampsora larici-populina 98AG31, 303 nucleotides. RefSeq lists its product as uncharacterized. The record is from RefSeq and is a predicted model, not a curated record. The coding region runs from base 1 to 303 and encodes 100 amino acids. The transcript has 2 exons. Lineage: Eukaryota; Fungi; Basidiomycota; Pucciniomycetes; Pucciniales; Melampsoraceae.
AUGAUUAAGUCAACUAUAAGUUUGUUGGAAACUUCACCAUCUGAUCAUAUCCUACCAUCACAUUCAAUUCAAACUGAAUCAAACUUGGAAUCACCCAACAGGAAUGAACAAAUCGCUUCAGAAGGUAACAGACAACGAGUAUUAUUAGUAGAUGGCCUUGAUGGAUCAACGAAUAGUUUGAAACCUUUUGAAACAAUAAAUUCGAAUGAAAUGAUUAGAAAAGCUAUUGGAAUUUCUAAAAACUUUUCCACUUUCAAAUGUACAGCUGAUCAUCAUGAAAAGUUUCAUGGUCAAAAUUAUUGA